Physcomitrium patens is the source of this 2823-nucleotide messenger RNA. Its product is annotated as shikimate O-hydroxycinnamoyltransferase. The record is from RefSeq and is a predicted model, not a curated record. NCBI's taxonomy places the organism in Eukaryota, Viridiplantae, Streptophyta, Bryopsida, Funariales, Funariaceae. Gene Ontology annotation, molecular function: acyltransferase activity, transferring groups other than amino-acyl groups.
GCAUGAACACCGGAUUCACUUGGAGGCACCUGCUCCACCUCUUCAUCUCAGUGGCUUAUCCACCUCAACCAGUCGCAGUCAAUGCAGUCCAUGUCCAGUACAGCCACCUAACUGACCCCCCACUACCCAAUCGCCCCGUUCAAGUCCACCAUCACCUCGCCCAAUUCUGUACUUCUAGAACUCCAAGACCUGUCUCACACUCCGCAGAAGUUUGUUGCAACUUGUCUCAUCCGCCAAAUUUUGGCUUCAAUUGUUGUUGCAGGAGUUGGCUGGAAGUUGCUUGCAGUUGUUGAUCUGUUACAUUUUGCAGAGGUAGUGCGAGAAGCGUCGACAUGGCCGCCGCAAGUCAAGUUCAGUUGGAUGUGACCAUUAGGAAGCAGUCCAUGGUGCGUCCCAGUGAACCGACACCAGAGAGAAUACUCUGGAACUCAGGUUUGGACCUUGUCAUUCCUAGAAUCCACACGCAGAGCGUGUAUUUUUACAACAACAAUGAUGGAAGUGACGAUUUCUUGAACCAUGAGAAGCUUGCGGAGGCGCUGGGCAAGACAUUGGUGCCAUUUUACCCCAUGGCUGGCCGACUGAAACGGGGGGAAGGAGGAAGAGUCGAGAUUAACUGUAAUGGAGAAGGAGUGCUUCUUGUCGAAGCUGAAGCAGAUGCUAAGAUUACUGAUUUCGGCGAGUUUGCUCCAGACCCCCGUUUUCGCCACCUCGUUCCUCAAGUGGACUACUCCCAAGAGAUAUCUUCGUUUCCGCUUCUGGUUCUCCAGAUCACGUUCUUCAAAUGCGGUGGUGCGUCGCUAGGAGUGGGCAUGCAGCAUCACGUUGCAGAUGGCAUGUCUGGCCUUCACUGCGUCAACACAUGGUCGGAGAUGGCGAGAGGGAUCCCUCUCAAAGUUAAACCGUUUAUUGACCGCACGUUGUUGAAGGCGAACUCCCCUCCUAGACCCAUGUUUCCUCACAUUGAGUACCAACCUCCGCCCAGAUUAAUGAAACCUGAGAAUUCUAAGUCGAAUGGUAAUGGUCAUUCAAACGGCCAUUCAAAUGGUCUCGCAAAUGGACAUGCAAAUGUUCACGCCAAUGGACUUGCUAAUGGUCACGCAAACGGCCAUUCCAAAGGCCACGCGAAUAAUUAUUCCAAUGGUCACCACACCAACGGAAUGGAGAUUACGAAUGGAGCCUUUCACACAAACGGGAAUGGGAAUGGUGUCGUCAACGAUUCUCAUGUUGCAAACAGGAAGAGCAACGGAGCUCAUAUGGAGAACGGCAACGGCAAUGGUAACGGAGACUUCAACGAGAACCAUGAAAAACAAGGCAGUGGAAAUGGCAACAGUGUCUGUGCUGGAGGCGGUCACAAUCAUGCUAAUGGCAACGAAAACCAAAGUGCAGUGCAGUUGAACGUCAAGAAGAUGACGAAUGGCGUUCACAAUAGCAAUGGUUCCACCAACGAAGAGGCUAAAGACGAGGACCUGCCCAUGGCUGUGCGUGUCUUCCGAUUCACCAAAGAGCAAUUGGCCACUUUGAAACGAAUGGCAGUGGAGGAGAAGGCCGAUGUGACCUUCAGCAGCUACGAAAUGCUGUCAGGCCACAUCUGGAAAUGCAUCACGCAAGCUCGGAAGUUGGCAGAGUCUCAAGAAACCAAGCUUUUCGUCGCAACCGACGGCCGGUCGCGGCUCAAUCCGCCACUUCCGAAGGGCUACUUCGGCAAUGUGAUCUUCACUUGCACUCCUAUUGCAACGGCUGGGGAGUUGGUAUCAAAUCCAAUAACAUAUGCUGCGAGAAAGAUUCAUGAUUCGUUGGCGAGAAUGAAUGAUGAAUAUUUGCGAUCUGCACUUGACUACCUGGAGACGCAAGAGGAUAUCAGCAAACUCGUCCGCGGCGCACACCACUUCAAUUCUCCAAACCUGGGGAUCACCUCCUGGGCGCGAAUGCCCACUUACGACUGCGAUUUUGGCUGGGGGAGACCGAUUUUCAUGGGACCAGCUACAAUAGCCUAUGAAGGAUUGGUGUAUGUGUUAGCCAGCCCUGUCAACGACGGAAGCUUGAGCCUGUCCUUGGGCUUGAGAUCCGACCACAUGGACACAUUUGCCAAACUAGUGGCAUCCUUCUAAAGUCUUCAUCUUUUACACUUGAACUGGGUUACAAAUCUCAUAAAUACACAAUUUUAUCGCUGGCUAAUAUGAAUCAAGUUUGGGUUGCAGCGCACGUAUGAAUCACAGCUGUGAUUCAUCUGGUAAUGCGUUAUUCUCACAGGUGUCCCUUGGGAGACGAUGUCCUCUUAACAUACCUCCCCAACCAUGGAUUCCAGAUCCUGUAAGCCGCAUUGGACCCACCCAAAAUUCGUAACAGAUCUCAGUAGCUGGACCCUGAUUCCUCCAGUUGACACCGUCUUCUCCCCCUCCUUUUGUCUACUGUUAACCUAAUGCUUCGAUGGCGACGAUGAUCAAGUCAAAUUUGAUCCAGAGCUUCUGCAGUGAGCUCCCCAUACACAGCCUCCAACCAGAUGAAAGCUAACAAGGGCUCCUCCUCUCCAUGUACAUAUCCAACAUCCUUAAGUAAUUCUGAUGUCUGGACCUGGGGUUGCCAAACAUUUGAAUAGGAUAGCUACACUUCUGCAUUAGAGUGCAUUAUAGAAUUGGGUUCAGCUAUUGUACCUUUUUUUUCAUACAACUGUGUGUCUCAUUCUCAUUGUCAUCCACUUAUAUGGAAUCUGCAUGAACGUCAAAUAUUGACCUUCCAGAUGUUCAAUUAAUCAUGGUAAUAUAUUUACCACAAUGUCAAUUUGAAUCAAAAACCUCAAGUUAUUUGAGUAUGGAUUACACAGUU